CACUGCACCCCAAUACAACUACACUACACUGCACCCCAACACAACUACACUACACUGCACCCCAACACAACUAGUACCUUCAACUUUAUCCAUCCAAGCAGAGCCAACAUCCUCUACACUGCACCUGCACUUACCUAAUCCCCUCUCCCCACAACACAAGCAGUGUCUUUUACACGGCACCCCAACACAACUAGAACCUACUACUCUGAGCCUCCUAGUAGAGCCACCACCCUUUACACUCUAACUCCAACAUACCUACCCCCUUCUCCUCGGCAACUCAACACAAGUUUUGUCUUCUACAUUGAACCCUGACAUACCAAUCCCCUUCUCCACCAUAACCCAACCCAAGUAGUGUCUUUACACCACAUUCUGACUUACCUCGCCCCUUCUCCCCAUAACCCCACACAAGCGUUGUCUUCUACACUGCACCCAACUAAUACCUUCUACUUUAACCCUACACUGCACCCUGACUUACCUAACCCCUUCCCCCACGGCAACACAACACCAAUGGUGUCUUCUAUACUGCACCCUGACAUACCUAACCCCUUCUCCACGGCAACCCAACACAAGCUUUAUCUUUUACAUUGAACCCUGACAUACCAUUCCUUUUCUCCACCAUAACCCAACCCAAGUAGUGUGUUUGCACUGCACCCUGACUUACCUCGCCUCUUCGCCACAGCAACCAAAACACAAGUUGUGUCUUCUACACUGCACCCAACUAAUAUCUUCUACUUUAACCCUACACUGCACCCAACUAAUACCUUCUACUUUAACCCUUCACUGCACCCUGACUUGCCUAACUCCUUCCCCCGCGGCAACUCGACACCAAUGGUGUCUUCCUUAUUGCACUCUGACUUACCUAACCCCUUCUCCACGGCAACCCAACAGAAGUGGUGGUUUCUACACUGUGCCCUGACAUACCAAACCCCUUCUCCACCACAACCUGAUACAAAUGUCUACUACGCCGCACCCUAACUUAUCUAGACCCCUUUCCACAGCAACCCAACACAAGUGUUGUCUUCUACACUCCAUACCGAGUUCCCCAACCUCUUCUCCAUAACCCAACACAAGUGUUGUCUUCUACACUCCAUACCGAGUUCCCCAACCUCUUCUCCAUAACCCAACACAAGUGUUGUCUUCUACACUCCAUACCGAGUUCCCCAACCUCUUCUCCAUAACCCAACACAAGUGUUGUCUUCUACACUCCAUACCGAGUUCCCCAACCUCUUCUCCAUAACCCAACACAAGUGUUGUCUUCUACACCCCAUACCGAGUUCCCCAACCUCUUCUCCAUAACCCAACACAAGUGUUGUCUUCUUCACUCCAUACCGAGUUCCCCAACCUCUUCUCCAUAACCCAACACAAGUGUUGUCUUCUACACUCCAUACCGAGUUCCCCAACCUCUUCUCCAUAACCCAACACAAGUGUUGUCUUCUACACUCCAUACCGAGUUCCCCAACCUCUUCUCCAUAACCCAACACAAGUGGUGUUUUCAACACUAAUAUUACUAGUAUCUUCUACACCGUAACCCAACAUAGCCAGUGCCUUCUACACAGCAUCCUAACAUAACUAAUACCUUCAACACUGCACCCCAACAAAACUGGUUCCUUCUACAUUGCACCCCAACAAAACUGGUUCCUUCUACAUUGCACCCCAACAAAACUGGUUCCUUCUACAUUGCACCCCAACAAAACUGGUUCCUUCUACAUUGCACCCCAACAAAACUGGUUCCUUCUACAUUGCACCCUAAUAUAACUUAUACCUUUUAAACUUCAUCUCAGCAAAACAAGUCUUUCUGCACUUCACCUUAACAUCCUACACCCGGACUUAACUAGGUGUCUCCGAUACUGCAUGGCAACUCAGCUUAAACCCUCCACCCUGUACCCCAAUACUGCCAGGCUGCUCCAACACCGAUAUGCACCCCCCCCAAGACCACAAAUGCCUCUGAACUGAAAUUAAAUUUACAAUACUGCCCCUCAACCUAACAAUUACAAUUUGUGUCCUCAGUAUUACAUACCAACUUACGUAGUGCCCCCAGCAUUACAUCCCUGUCUAAGUAUUGACCCUAGCAGUGCACCUCAAUCUAAACAGUGUCCCUAGCACUUCAAUGGAACCUAAGUAGUGCCCCCCAGCAGCCAGCACUGCUCCCCAUCCUAAGUAGUACCUCCCAGCACUGCUCCCCAUCCUAAGUAGUGCCUCCCAGCACUGCUCCCCAUCCUAAGUAGUGCCCCCCAGCACUGCUCCCCAUCCUAAGUAGUGUCCCCAGCACUGCUCCCCAGCCUAGUGCCCCCAGCCCUGCCACCCAACCCAAAUAGUGCCUCCAGCACUGCAUCUCUAUCUAACUAGUGUCCCUAGCAUUGCACCCCAACCUAAGUGGUAUCCCCGGCACUGCCCCCCAAAAUAACCAUAACCAAAAUAACCAUAACCAAUAACACUGCACCAUAACCCUACUAGGUUCUUUUACAUUGGAACCCAGAAACGAUUUAUAUUCCUCCCAAAACAGCCAUUCUUCCAUCUCCUAAUUACUAUUUCCAUUCUAAAUCUUCUGUCUUAAUGCAACAUGUUCCCCAAAUUAGGAGGCCCCAACAUUGUGUCCCCCGAACAUUCCAAUGUUCUCUCUUCCCCGUCUCCACCCCGAGACAAUAUCUGCUUUUGCUUCGCUGCUUUCAAUGCCGCCCUUAAUUCCGAAGUCAUAAUAAUGGGCUUUAGAAGAUUUCCUUCCCCUCCAUCUAAUUAUCCAGUACCCGUGUCCAACUAGAAGUCGCUUGGUACCCCCGAAAAGUGUGACCUUUACCCCAAGACCAGUUGUCUUUCUGCACGGCACCCCAAGAUAACUAGUUCUCUCUGCACCCCAAGAUAAGAGGUGCUGUCUAUACGACUUACACACCCACAUAAGUGCCCCAGGCCCCGUUGCAUUUUGCCAGCUCCUUGUUUUUCUCGCUUUUGAUUUUUCGCCUCAAGGUCCCCAACUUUCCUUCUGACAACCGGCAUCUGCUUGUGAACAGUCAACGUCACUUGACAGAACACUCAGAACCUUCUGCCCCCAAUACUUCCCCAGCAUCCGCUCUGCAUCUCAUGACUAAUGGAUCAUCUGGAGAUGGCUCAAGACACGAGCACCCACCAUGAACCCAUCAGCUUCGGCAUUGAUCAGAUUCUGAACAGCCCUGAGCAGACUGUGGGGUUCCCCUAUUCCCGGACAGGGGAGCAGGAGCACCAGGGAUCCAGUGCUUACUGCACCAUGUACAGCCCCAGCAACUCUUCCUACAGCCUCAACAUGAGGAUGGACGUUAGCAUGAACGUCAAUGUGCGACCGGCGGGAGUCAUAAGAGUGCCAGCUCACAGGCCACUUCCACAGGUGGGACCCAGCCAGGGGGCUUCACCAUUGUCCGGUAUUGGGGGGAUGAGCGGCCUAACGGGACUCACCUUCCCCUGGAUGGAGAGCAGCAGAAGGAUGGCAAAGAACCACAUCACAGCUACUCUUCCGCCAUUCUCAGUGUCUCGUCGGAUUGGACAUCCAUACCAGAACCGGACACCCCCAAAAAGGAAGAAACCUCGGACCUCCUUCAGCCGGCUCCAGAUCUGUGAGCUGGAGAAGAGAUUUCACCGGCAGAAAUAUCUGGCAUCAGCCGAAAGGGCUUCACUGGCGAAAUCUCUGCGCAUGAGUGACUCUCAGGUUAAGACGUGGUUCCAGAACCGGCGCACCAAGUGGAGACGUCAGACGGCCGAGGAGCGGGAAGCUGAGCGCCAACAGACCAAUCGUAUGAUGAUCCACCUCCAACAAGAAGCCUUCCAGAAGAGUCUACAGCAGCCCAUCCCCCGAGACCCCCUGUGCGCUCAUAAUACUUCACUCUGCGCCCUUCAGAACCUGCAACCCUGGGCCGAGGACACUCCCACCGCAUGACAUCAUCAGAGGAGACUGCUGGUGUAUGACAUCAUCACAGGACACUCCCACCGAAUGACAUCAUCACAGGACACUCCCACCGCAUGACAUCAUCAGAGGAGACUGCUGAUGUAUGACAUCAUCACAGGACACUCCCACCGCAUGACAUCAUCAGAGGAGACUGCCAGUGUAUGACAUCAUCACAGGACACUCCCACCGCAUGACAUCAUCACAGGAGACUACAGGUGUAUAUCAUCACAGGCCACUCCCAUCGCAUGACAUCAUCAGAGGAGACUGCUGAUGUAUGACAUCAUCACAGGACACUCCCACCGCAUGACAUCAUCAGAGGAGACUGCUGGUGUAUGACAUCAUCACAGGACACUCCCACCGCAUGACAUCAUCAGAGGAGACUGCUGGUUUAUGACAUCAUCACAGGACACUCCCACCGCAUGACAUCAUCACAGGAGACUACAGGUGUAUAUCAUCACAGGCCACUCCCACCGCAUGACAUCAUCAGAGGAGACUGCUGGUGUAUGUCAUCAUCACAGGACACUCCCACCGCAUGACAUCAUCAGAGGAGACUGCCAGUGUAUGUCAUCAUCACAGGACACUCCCACCACAUGACAUCAUCAGAGGAGACUGCUGGUGUAUGACAUCAUCACAGGACACUCCCACCGCAUGACAUCAUCACAGGAGACUACAGGUGUAUAUCAUCACAGGACACUCCCACCGCAUGACAUCAUCAGAGGAGACCGCCAGUGAAUGAUAUCAUCACAGGACACUCCCACCACAUGACAUCAUCAGAGGAGACUGCUGGUGUAUGACAUCAUCACAGGACACUCCCACCGCAUGACAUCAUCACAGGACACUCCCACCGCAUGACAUCAUCAGAGGAGACUGCUGAUGUAUGACAUCAUCACAGGACACUCCCACCGCAUGACAUCAUCAGAGGAGACUGCCAGUGUAUGACAUCAUCACAGGACACUCCCACCACAUGACAUCAGAGGAGGAGACUGACAGUUUAUGACAUCAUCAGAGGGGACUGCUAGUGAAUGAUAUCAUCACAGGACACUCCCACCACAUGACAUCAUCAGAGGAGACUGACAGUUUAUGACAUCAUCAGAGGGGGCUGCCUGUGUAUGACAUCAUCAGAGGAGGUCCCUAAUAUAUGACAUCAUCAGAGGAGGUCCCUAAUAUAUGACAUCAUCAGAGGAGGUCCCUAAUAUAUGACAUCAUCAGAGGAGGUCCCUAAUAUAUGACAUUAUCAGAGGAGGUCCCUAAUAUAUGACAUCAUCAGAGGAGGUCAUUGAUGUAUGAUGUCACCAGAGACUUCUAGAGUAUGACAUCAUAAGAGGAGGUCUUGCGAUGUUUUUAUAAACUCUUCCUCCCCCGGGAUAAGGGCGGAGUCAAUAGAAGGACAGAAGCUCCAUGGUGGAGGGGGCGGG
Molecule: messenger RNA, 5325 nt
Organism: Rana temporaria (common frog)
Lineage: Eukaryota; Metazoa; Chordata; Amphibia; Anura; Ranidae
Product: T-cell leukemia homeobox protein 2-like
Exons: 3
Coding region: 3083-3901 (272 amino acids)
Biological process (GO): animal organ development; regulation of transcription by RNA polymerase II
Cellular component (GO): nucleus
Molecular function (GO): DNA-binding transcription factor activity, RNA polymerase II-specific; RNA polymerase II cis-regulatory region sequence-specific DNA binding
Source: RefSeq, a predicted model, not a curated record